AGAAUGAUUUAUACUUGAAAAAUGUUAUGUUUGGUCUAUGUUUAUUGGAUAUAUUUUAGUACUUGUUUACACUAUUAUUUAUUUAGUUCAGGCACUAUUGUUGGAUAAUCGUUCGUGGAGGUCCUUUAGCUAGAGAGAAGGUUUUUAUUUUUUUUACCUGGAAACAAAUCUGAUGUUUACAGAAAUUGAAGAUCGAGAGGCAAGAUACCAUUGCUGGUGACAAGUGUGCUUUUCAGAAUUGCUGUCUUCUGAGUUCAUACAGUAGUAUGCCUGCAGAACGCAAGAAGACAGUAAACAUGGAUGAGAAAGAGGCAAGUUCUGUCAGCAGCAAAGACAAAGAGAGUGGAGAUAGGCGACCUGCCUCCACCAGGGAGAAGGGAAAGGAUGAUUCCAAACUCGGCGGCAAGAAGGACAAUAUGAAGGCUGCAGAGGAAAAGAAGAGGAAACUGGAGGAAGAGAAGCGUAAGAAGGAAGAAAAGGAUCGCAAGAAAAAAGAGGAGGAGAAGCUGAAAGCUGAAGAGGACCAGAAAAAGAAAGAGGAGGAAGAGAAAAUAAAGCAGGAGGAGGAGGAAAAGAGGCUGCAGGAGGAAGAAGAAAGAAGACAGCGUGAAGAAGAAGCAGCGCAAAUAAAAGAAAAAGAAGAAGCACACCAGUUACAUCAGGAGGCAUGGGAGCGUCACCAAUCCCGGAAAGAGCUUCGCAGCAAGAACCAGAAUGCCCAGGAUGGCCGUCCUGAGGAGACCUUCUUCAGCAGGCUUGAUUCUAGCCUCAAGAAGAACACUGCCUUUGUCAAGAAGCUGAAAACUAUCACAGAGCAGCAGAGAGACUCUCUCUCCAGUGAUUUUAGUAGCCUCAACCUCAGCAAGUACAUUGCAGAGGCUGUUGGCUCCGUUGUGGAGGCAAAGUUAAAAAUAUCUGAUGUUAACUGUGCUGUUCAUCUGUGUUCCCUCUUCCACCAGCGCUAUGCUGAAUUUGCCCCUUUGCUUCUCCAAUCCUGGAAAAAGCACUUUGAAGCAAGAAAAGAGGAGAAAACUCCCAAUGUAAGCAAGCUGAGAACCGACCUCCGAUUCAUCGCUGAGUUGACAAUUGUUGGGAUUUUUACUGAUAAAGAGGGUCUGUCCCUCAUCUAUGAGCAGCUGAAAAACAUCAUCAACACAGACCGUGAGACACACAUGCAUGUAUCCGUGGUGAUCAGUUUUUGCAAGCACUGUGGGGAUGACAUUGCUGGGCUGGUGCCCAGGAAGGUGAAACUGGCUGCUGAGAAGUUUGGAUUGAGUUUCCCUCUGAGUGAGAUCAUCAAUUCUGAGAAGCAGCAGCCCUUCCAGAACUUGCUAAGGGAGUACUUCACUUCCCUGACCAAACACCUGAAGAAGGACCACAGAGAGUUGCAGAACAUAGAGAGACAAAACAGGCGUAUUCUGCAUUCCAAGGGGGAACUGAGUGAAGACAGACACAAGCAAUAUGAAGAGUUUGCUACAUCUUAUCAGAAGCUGCUUGCUAACACUCAGUCUUUGGCAGACCUUCUGGAUGAAAACAUGCCAGAACUUCCACAAGAUAAAACUGUACAAGAAGAGCAUGGUCCUGGCAUUGACAUCUUUACUCCUGGCAAGCCUGGAGAGUAUGAUCUGGAAGGAGGAAUCUGGGAGGAUGAGGACGCACGUAACUUCUAUGAAAAUAUGGUUGAUCUAAAAGCCUUUGUACCUGCAAUAUUGUUCAAAGAUAACGAGAAGAGUUCUCAGAACAAAGACAACAAAGAAGAAGCAAAAGAAGUUAAAGAUGGGAAGGAUAAUAAAGAUGUGCCGAGUACAGAAGAGCUGGAGAUGGAACUGGAGACCCUGGAUAUUAAUGAUGAUACUCUGGAGAUGGAAGCAGUGGAUGAGGCAGAGGCAGAUGACCUUACAAAGAAAUUACUUGAUGAACAAGAACAAGAAGAUGAAGAAGCAAGCACAGGCUCCCACCUCAAGCUGAUAGUGGAUGCCUUUCUUCAACAAUUACCCAACUGUGUCAACAGGGACUUGAUAGACAAGGCUGCAAUGGAUUUCUGUAUGAAUAUGAACACCAAGUCUAACAGAAGAAAGCUUGUCCGAGCCCUUUUCACAGUUCCUAGGCAGCGGCUGGAUUUGCUUCCGUUUUAUGCUCGUCUUGUUGCUACAUUGCAUCCUUGCAUGUCUGAUGUUGCAGAGGACCUUUGCUCUAUGCUAAAAGGAGACUUCAGAUUUCAUGUACGGAAGAAGGACCAGAUCAAUAUUGAAACAAAAAACAAGACUGUAAGAUUUAUAGGAGAGCUGACAAAGUUCAAGAUGUUUUCUAAAUCUGACACUCUUCAUUGUUUAAAGAUGCUACUAUCUGACUUCUCUCAUCACCACAUUGAAAUGGCCUGUACUCUUCUGGAGGCAUCUGGGCGAUUUCUCUUCAGGACACCAGAAUCCCACUUGAGGACCAGUGUCCUUUUGGAACAAAUGAUGCGGAAGAAACAAGCCAUGCACUUAGAUGCCCGCUAUGUCACCAUGGUAGAGAAUGCAUAUUAUUAUUGUAACCCACCUCCAGUUGAAAAAACUGUGAGGAGAAAGCGACCACCACUUCAAGAGUAUAUCCGCAAACUCCUUUACAAGGACCUGUCCAAAGUCACCACAGAAAAGGUGCUACGGCAGAUGAGAAAAUUGCCCUGGCAGGAACCAGAGGCAAAAAAUUAUUUAAUCUGUUGUAUGGUUAACAUCUGGAAUUUAAAGUACAACAGUAUCCACUGUGUAGCCAACCUGCUAGCAGGGCUGGUGGCAUAUCAGGAGGAUGUGGGCAUCCAUGUGGUGGAUGGGGUGCUUGAGGACAUCAGACUGGGAAUGGAGGUUAACCAGCCCAAGUUCAAUCAAAGACGAAUCAGCAGUGCCAAAUUUUUGGGAGAAUUGUACAACUAUAGAAUGGUAGAAUCGGCAGUGAUCUUCCGGACUUUGUAUUCCUUUAUUUCAUUUGGUGUAAAUCCUGACGGAACUGCCAGUCCCCUAGAUCCUCCAGAGCAUCUUUUCCGAAUCCGUAUGGUUUGUACUGUUUUGGAUACAUGUGGACAAUACUUUGACAGAGGAUCAAGCAAAAGAAAACUUGACUGCUUUCUUAUCUACUUCCAGCGUUACAUCUGGUGGAAGAAGAGUUUGGAUGUCUGGACCGAAGGCCACCCAUUCCCUAUUGAUAUUGAUUACAUGCUCAGUGAUACCUUAGAGCUGCUGCGACCAAAGAUGAAACUGUGUUGCUCUCUGGAAGAGGCUAUUCGGCAGGUGACAGGCUUGGAGCGUGAAUUCCUGGUUAAACUAGGGCUAGCUAAUGACAAAGACUCAAAAGACUCGAGCAGUAUUAGAGAAGGAGAAGCCAUGGAAGAGGAAGAUGAAGAUGAUGAUGAGGAAGGUGGUGCAGAGACUGAGGAGCAGUCUGGAAACGAGAGUGAAAUGAAUGAGCCAGAAGAGGAGGGUUCGGAGAAUGAGGAGGAAGAGGGAGAGAGAGAAAGAGAGAGAGAGGAGGAAGAGGAGGAGAACACUGACUACCUGACUGAUUCAAAUAAAGAAAAUGAAACUGAUGAAGAAAACAAUGAGGUAACGAUAAAGGGCGGAGGUCUCAAACAUGUUGCCUGUGCAGAGGAUGAAGACUUCAUCCAGGCCUUGGAUAAGAUGAUGCUGGAGAACCUUCAGCAACGCAGUGGCGAGUCGGUGAAAGUGCACCAGCUGGAUGUAGCCAUUCCUCUGCAGCUGAAGAGCCAGCUAAAGAAAGGACCCCCACCUACAGGAGGGGGGGAGGGAGACACCGAGAUUGCAGACACCAUGCAGUUUGUGAUGUUAACGAGGAAGGGCAACAAGCAGCAGUUUAAGAUCCUAAAUGUUCCCUUGUCAUCCCAUCUUGCUGCCAACCACUUCAGUCAGCAGCAAGUUGAGCAGGAGGAGAGGAUGCGCAUGAAGAAACUCACCCUGGAUAUUAAUGAACGGCAAGAGCAGGAGGAUUAUCAAGAGAUGUUGCAAUCCCUAGCACAGCGCCCAGCCCCUGCUAACACAAACCGGGAAAGGAGGCCCCGUUACCAACAUCCCAAAGGAGCGCCGAAUGCCGAUCUCAUCUUCAAGACUGGAGGGAGGUACACAUACAAGUGAACAGAGGCAACAGAUGUUUUCAUAUGAGCGUAUUUUCUUAAGUGUUUUGAAAUAAAAACAGGACUUUUUGAAGUUGAUUAAGGAUUGUUUUUAAGCCUGGGUUGUACAAAAUGUCUUCACCUUGUGUUCACUGCCUGUCUGGUGUCCUGCAGAGUCCCUCGGUAUGCCUAAUCCAGGUAUUGUUGCUCACUGUGCUCCAACACUGUUUAUCAUAUUUAUUUUUCAAUUGAAAAUAAGUUUUUAUACUGUUAAGAAUACAUUUCAUUCAAUAAAAAUUGUAAUGCCUCUACUUAUGCCUUAAAUAGUGAGGCAUAUUUGUUGUGUAAAUAUCCCAAAUGCUGCACUAACAGGGUGAUGGCAUCAUGAAUGUCGUCAUGUUGAUGGAGUUUGCAAAGAAAGAAAGAAACGUUAUACAUUGGCAGCACAGUUGAAUGAAAAAAGUAUGUAUUUAUAGGUGUUGGAUUUAUGUAUAGUUGUCCUGUAAGCCACAUUCCCUUCCCUUAUUUCUUUUUACAUGUACAAUUACACAAAAAAAAGAAAGGUGAUCCAGCAACAUCAACAAUAGUGUAGGCAAUACAAGCUGCUUUACUGCCUAGUGCCAGAUUCAGCAUAAAUUUAAACAAACAAAAAAAUAAAUAACUAACGUGCUCAGGGUAUGUAUGCACCUAGUUUCACUGCACACUUCUUUUCCCCUUUACAUUAUUUGUAAGCAUACUCUUCAUGCUUUCUUUAAAUAAAUUGUAUAUGAGCUUCUGAAAAUUGUGUUUUGUAUGUUUUGAGUCUUUUCCGAAAAAUAUGGUGUUAAUCCCUGUUUACAAUGGUAGUGAAGAGCAAGUAAAUAAAACAAAAGUACAGCAGUCCCUAUUUAUCCGUAUCAGAAUAUCGAUGCUGAAUAAACAGUUGACAACUAUGGCAAAUCGAAGGCAUCUGUGCAUUGGUAUGGAAGAAGCACAAGCAGACACACUCGGAGCCAGCUUUCUACACAACUGAAAGCAUCUUCACCCUCCCCAUACCCAUGUCUAUAAGGUAGUCCUGUAGUCAGUAGUGUGUUUUUCUUUGGGGGGGGGGGGCGGGACAGCACACCGAUUAUCGCAUUCUAAUGUUUAUACAUUCAGGGACUGAAAACAGCAUUUGGCAUUUCAAGCAAUUUUACAAGCAGGACUUGUUUCACUACAAAAAAAAAAAAAAAAUAAAAAAAAAUUUAAAUUUAAAACUAUGCUCUUCAGAAUUCCAAGGCUGGCUUGAUUGAGUGUUGGUAUCAGUAUGCAGUCCCUUAAAAUGUAUUAAUUGCUAUUCAAUUAUUGCUUAAAGAAAAGCUCUUGCGGUAGUUCUUGUUUAAAGUUACUUUCUUUGUUGUAUAAAUAGCAAUGAAAACCCUGUUGAGCUUGAUGUGGGGUGGGGGGCAUUUAUAAAAUAACUGCAAAGCUAUUUUUAUUUUUUUUAUUUUUUAGGUCACAUUUUUUGUUUUAUUAUAUUCUAAUUCAAAUAUGCUUAUAAUUUAAAUACACAUGUCAUUGUCAUAUAAAAAAAGAAUGCAUCAUAAAAUUUAAGCAGUGUGGUUAACUCAGCUGCUGGAUAAUUGAUCCGUACCCUAAAAGGAAGGCCACAUUGCAAGUACCUAGCUCUUUUUGUGAUUUAAAAGCACAAUGCUACCAGUUAUGAACCUUUUGUAGCCUGCAACAUACAAAUAAUUUUGUACUGGGUAAAUACAAUAUAAAGUUUAAUUUAACAAGCUAUAUUAAUCAAGUGGUUUUCACUAUAUUUAUGAUGUCUGUUUUAUUGUUGUUCUUGUAGUUGUAUUUUAAAUAUAGUUUUUUAAUAUGGAAACAGAGCUGAAAUAUGCUAUUUUUUUUUUGCUUAUUGUGGUGCAUCCUAUAUCAUGAAAGGUUGCAUCCAUGGCUUUGUUACAUUCUAUUUUUGGUGUCCAGCAGGCCUUGGUUUCAGUUGAUUUUGGCUUGCUUGUUUCUCCCUCAUAGUUUUGUUGUUGAAGUCUGAAUCUAUUUCAGCAUUUAUUUUCAUGCAAAAACACAAUUUAAAAUGUAUUUUUGUUAAGUAAUAGAUGACCAUUUUCAAGACCUCCAACUGUAACAACUUUGUCGGUCAGAAAUGAUUAUGCUGCCAAAAUAAAGUAUUUGAAAGAUGA
Acipenser ruthenus (sterlet) is the source of this 6267-nucleotide messenger RNA. RefSeq names its product regulator of nonsense transcripts 2-like. The coding region runs from base 267 to 4124 and encodes 1285 amino acids. The transcript has 24 exons. The record is from RefSeq and is a predicted model, not a curated record. Gene Ontology annotation, cellular component: cytoplasm; exon-exon junction complex. Gene Ontology annotation, biological process: nuclear-transcribed mRNA catabolic process, nonsense-mediated decay. Lineage: Eukaryota; Metazoa; Chordata; Actinopteri; Acipenseriformes; Acipenseridae. Gene Ontology annotation, molecular function: protein binding; RNA binding.